GGUGCCAUCAAACUGUCUCAUCCUCUGUCGCCCUCUUCUCUUAUGUGAUGACUCACAGUUUAUGGAAGAAUUUCACAUAUGAUAUCUCAUUCACCACUUUCCCUGUUUCCCAGGUGAAAUCAGUCCAGAGAAGUGAUGGGAUUUGCCCCUGGUCUCCCACCCUGCAAGCCAGCGCUGAUGAUGGGUGUUGGUGAACCGUGAAGGUGGUUCUCACUUGUCUAUGAAGGACAGAGGCCCUGGACUGCCAGGUUCCUUGCAGGGAGGUGGAGGACAAAUCCUACUGAGACCUGAGUGUGGCCUGGAGGCCUGGCCGCCCGUCCCAGAAUGCCCCUGCCCGAGCCCAGCGAGCAGGAGGGCGAGAGUAUGAAGGCCGGCCAGGAGCCCUCGCCUGAGCCCCCUGAGCCGGGCACAGAUGUCGUCCCUGCAGCCCCCAAGAAGCCCAGGAAGUUCUCCAAACUGGUCCUGCUGACGGCCUCCAAGGACAGUAGUGGGGAUGGAGUGGACCCCCAGUCCGAAGAAGUGCACUGUGUCCUCACCCUGGAGAUGGCUGACCCUGACACCCUGGCUGGGACUCCCCAGAUCCUGCCAGUAGAGGAACAGCGUGGGGUGGUCCAGCCAAGGCCCCAGACCCAGGCACUGAAACCCAGCAAGCCAAGCAUUGUUACCCAGCCCCUGGAGUUCCUGAGGACCCCGUUUGGGGGCCGCCUGCUGGUGCUGGAGUCCUUCCUGUACAAGCAGGAGAAGGCCGUGGGCGACAAGGUGUACUGGAAGUGCCGCGAGCGCACUGAGCUGGGCUGUCGGGGCCGGGCCAUCACCCGCGGCCCGCGCGCCACCAUAUUACCACCCCCCACUGGCCACCAGGAGAGGGGCACGGCCUCCUGGCUCACUGGGCAGGUGGUCCCCGGGGAUGCACCUGGAGCCCCCGCAGCAGGCACCCACCCAGCCCCCUCCCCGCUUCCUCCUCCAGGAGGGCCCCCGCCCCUGGAGUUCCUGAGGACCUGCUAUGGGGGCAGCUUCCUGGUGCACCAGUCCUUCUUGUACAAGCGGGAGAAGGCCGUGGGGGACAAGGUGUACUGGACGUGCCGGGACCACACGCAGCACGGCUGCCGCAGCCGGGCCAUCACCCAGGGCCAUCGGGUGACUGUCAUGCGGGGCCACUGCCAUGCACCCGACAUGGAAGGCCUGAAGGCCCGGCGGCAGCAGGAGCGGGCCAUGAUGGCGCUGCGGGCCCAGCCAGGCGGCCCUGGGGGCCCAGAGGACAAGCCGCUCCAAGGCGUGGACAGCCUGCUCUACCGCAGAGGGCCCGGGCCCCUGACUCUCACCAGGCCCCGGCCCAGGAAGCGCCCGACGGCCAAUGACGAGGACCUCCCGGCUGAGCCCGAAGGCGAGGAGGACAAGGACGAGGACCCGGGAGGCCCCGAGUUCCUGAGGACCCCUCUGGGGGGCAGCUUCCUGGUGUACGAGUCCUUCCUCUACCGGCGGGAGAAGGCGGCCGGGGAGAAGGUGUACUGGACCUGCCGGGACCAGGCCCGCAUGGGCUGCCGCAGCCGCGCCAUCACCCAGGGCCGGCGGGUGACAGUGAUGCGAGGCCACUGCCACCCGCCCGACCUGGGGGGCCUGGAGGUGCUGCGGCAGCGGGAGAAACGCCCCAGCACAGCCCAGCGAGGAAGCCCAGGAGGCCCCGAGUUCCUGAGGACCCCUCUGGGGGGCAGCUUCCUGGUGUACGAGUCCUUCCUCUACCGGCGGGAGAAGGCGGCCGGGGAGAAGGUGUACUGGACGUGCCGGGACCAGGCCCGCAUGGGCUGCCGCAGCCGCGCCAUCACCCAGGGCCCACGGGUCAUGGUGAUGCGCAGACACUGCCACCCGCCCGACCUGGGGGGCCUGGAGGCGCUGCGGCAGCGGGAGCAGCUCCCCAGCCCAGCCCAGAGGGAAGGCUCAGAAGCCCCCCAGCCCCUGGAGUUCCUGAGGACUUCCCUCGGAGGCCGGUUCCUGGUGUACGAGUCCUUCCUCUACAGGAAGGAGAAGGCGGCCGGGGAGAAGGUGUACUGGAUGUGCCGGGACCAGGCCCGUAAGGGCUGCCGCAGCCGCGCCAUCACCCAGGGCCCACAGGUGACCAUCAUGCGCAGCCACUGCCACCCGCCCGAUCUGGCGGGCCUGGAGGCGCUGCGGCAGCGGGAGCGGCUCCCCAGCCCGGCCCAGCAGGAGGACCCAGAAAAGGUAAAACUUCUGCCUGAAGUUCAACUGUGCCUCGAGACGUGUGCUCCUGAAUGCCGGCAGAGCUAUGGAAAGUUGGAAAGUAUACAACUCAACAGCGAGUCCCAGUGAGGCCCGCCUCCGGCCUGACAGCAGAGAAAUCAACCCAACCUAACGUGUUGCCAGUGUCAAGGAUGCUCCAGGUCCUUGCAGGACCCUGGCACUUCCCACCUGGUUAGAUUUUGCUCGACAAAGCCUCUCUUGCAUUCUCCAAAGCAUCCACAGGCUUCACAUUUCCUCCAGAGGCCUCCCAGGAAGAAUGCUUGAUGGUGUCUCCCUGCUGGCAGAGAUGAGUCCCGGGAGCUGGUGGCCUGCACCAGUUCGUGAUGUGGGGUGACGUGACGGGUGGGGGAACCCCCGUGAAGGCCUCGAAAAGCUCAGAGAAAGGAAGCACUAUUCACAAAGACACCUCCCCCCACCCCAGCCUGCUGAGCCGCAAACACCCAGCCAUCCUGAGAGCCCACAGCUUUGCCAAGGACUUCCCUGUCGGGUGUGGUCCCACUUGGGCUCCAUAAAGUAGAAAGUCAUCGUGGUGGCCACGUCAAGAUGAAGGCGGGCUAGUUUGGGGAAGUUCCCGCCUCUUCAGGCUGAGCUGCCCCACGUGGUGUUUGCCGGGCAGGUGCCAGGCGGGCCUCCAUGCUCCUUGGGCACCUACUGCCAGGGUGUGGCCGUCCUGUAGCAGAGCAGGCAGAAACCAGGGGAAUUUUACACCAUCUGUUGGAGUUUCCUUUGCUCUUUUCCAACUUAAAUCAACCCCAGUAUCGACGAUGCCCAGGGCAGGUGGUGUUGCACCAUGAGAGCCUGCUCUGGGCAGACUGCCCCGGGUCGCCCAGGUUCGCCUGAUGCCAGAGGAGAGACAGACACAGAUGAUGGGGGCGGGGGCAUCCCCUUCUCCUGUCUUUUGGCACAGCCGGGAGCAACAGGCCAAUGUCUGCCACCAACCCAAGGCUGCAGCUUGCUAAGGGGGCCACAUCCCCGCCAGCAGCUCCUUGCCCCCACCCUGUGAUUGCCGGGGGCUCCCCCUCUCCCACCUAGCUGGCCGUGUAGCCUGCCGUCCGGCUGCGGGGCAGUGACAGCUCGGACGCCCCCCGCUGUCCCUCUGCCUCCACCCUUCCUGCAAUAAACCCAAUUUUAUACCUCGCCGUGUAGAGCUGCUGUGUGUCUGCAUGCCCGCUGCAGCAGCAGAUGGCCACCAGGAGGCCACACACUCCACGCGUCCUUGUGCCUCGUGGUUGGAAGUGAUGGAGCUUGGUUGGGCAGAGGGAGACCUCUACACCUGGGGCAGCGUUUGCUCACCUGGCCCAAGCGUCAGCUGGACCAGGCGCGGGUGGGAGUCUUCGGAAAGCUCAUGGAUGGGGUCUCCUGCUGGCUGGUCCCCCAGCCCUUGUGGAGCUGAAAGAAAGGCCUUGGACCUCUGCUGACUCAUCCCACGUCCUCCCUGACUUGUUUUCACAAGCUGGGCCAAGUUGGAAGUGGAAGUGGCCCCCCCAAACUAGGGCCACCUGGACCCCCUCCCCCCAGACCCUGGCUACCUUCCCAGGUAACUGACCCAUUCCUUGACUGGACUGCCAGUUCCACGGGGCCCUCGCCCACCAGCUUGGCCAGCGGCCAUGGAGAUGGCCCAGCAACAUGACUGGACGGCCCACCCCCACCUCCCAGGCAGGAGGCCCGUUGUGCUGCUGGCCUCACAUGGUGGACACUCGACACCUGGGCUACAUUUUGGGCAGCGCUCUUGCCCUGAGACAGUGAACUGCUCUCAGCCAAGGCCAAGGCCGAAGACACAGCCCUGGGGGGAGCAGAUACACCCCAAUCCAGACCCACAGACGAGGAUGCCCAUGGGAGGCGGCCGCACCUGAAGUUCAGUGGACAGGCACGUCUGUGCCACCACCAGCUGGCUCUCCACUCAGUUUCAUGAAGGGGAGCCUCACAGGGCCCCGAGGUGCCAGGCCAGAAGCACUGAGUCCUAGCAGCCAGCGUCACCCCAGCCCCACAGGGUCACCGGUUCCCCUGCCUCUCAGCAUGUCUGCCCCGCCCUUUGAUGGGGCCCAUCCACGCGCCCCCCUCUCUGCACCUGCUGUGACCUCAGAGGGCAGGUGGCUGGUCCGUGUUGCUCAGACCGAGGACUCCCCAGUGGAUGUGAAUCUGGACACUGCGGCCGCCUGGGGUGGCCCUGUAGCUACCCACCCCCGAGCCCCCUUCAUGUGGCCACUUCCUCCCUGGUUCUAGAGCCAGACAGACAUCCCCCACCCCGGUGCCAUCACAGAGGAAAGCGUGCAGGAAGCUGGCCCCUGGCGGACAGCAGCAGCGGGACGCAGCCCUGCCCUCCUUGCCUGUUUCCGCUCGGCUGCUCCUUCCUGCAAUAAACUUGCUUUGGUAUGUCUUCA
Odocoileus virginianus texanus is the source of this 4637-nucleotide messenger RNA. NCBI's taxonomy places the organism in Eukaryota, Metazoa, Chordata, Mammalia, Artiodactyla, Cervidae. The record is from RefSeq and is a predicted model, not a curated record.